AUGGAUUAUGAUACCGCAAAAGCAAUUGGGUCGAAGUCCUAUAAUACUCUUAUGGGGGAGCUUGUUGCCCUUGAAACAAGAUAUAUGGACAGGGAACAAAAAUUGAAUCCUGAAGAAGAUUCUGUAGAUUUUGCUGCUGCAACAGCUGCUACCCUUGGAGUUCCAUCUCCAUGCCUUUCGAGAGGUAAAUCUUUUGAUGAGUCUCCAUGUGCCAUCUCUGAGGAUCAAAAAGUGAGAAAAGGAGAUAUGGAGGAAGAAGCAGAGCUGAUGAGAGUCUUGAAAUUAUCAGAGUCUGAAUUGCAACCUUCAGUGAAUGAUUCACCUGUAAUGAGUGUGAAUAUACGACACACACCUAUCAGUUCAAAGGACGGUGAAAAUCUGAAUAAGACUGAAACUUCAACUCUUGCAGAAACAUUGGAGGGGCAUGGUGAUGCUGAAAGUCAAAAGUCUUAUUAUCAGGAAACUCCAUCUUCCUGUGAUUGCAUCACCUUCAGCAAUUCCUGUAUUGAGGUUUUGACUCCUGCAACAGUUGCAAGGGAAACUGACUGUUCAAACAAAGAUAAGAAAUUCCCCAUCAUUCAAUCAACUACUAAAGAAUUGAAAAAAAUAUAA
Messenger RNA from Thlaspi arvense, 612 nucleotides. Lineage: Eukaryota; Viridiplantae; Streptophyta; Magnoliopsida; Brassicales; Brassicaceae. The record is from the annotation of a GenBank genome assembly.